Messenger RNA from Nycticebus coucang (slow loris), 1272 nucleotides. Its product is annotated as spliceosome-associated protein CWC27 homolog. The record is from RefSeq and is a predicted model, not a curated record. Bases 1 to 981 code for a protein of 326 amino acids. The transcript has 3 exons. Lineage: Eukaryota; Metazoa; Chordata; Mammalia; Primates; Lorisidae.
AUGCACCUGGUAGUUGUCACCAACCCUCUGGGGGGUGACAUCGGGGACGCUGAUCAGCAUGAGCAUUAUGAACCACUGAGUGCACCAGGGAGGCAGCUUGGCCUCCUGUGUGGACACUUCAACUGGGAAGAGAAAGGAUCCCUCAAGGAAUCAAACACCAGGAGGAACUGGCACACAGGAACUGGCACCUGCACAGGGAGACAUCUAAGGCAAGCCACCCUUGCCAAGAAAGUCAGUCAGCAUUCUGAGGAAGUAAAUCGAGUUAGCCAGAGCAUGAAGGGAAAAAGCAAAAAUAGUCAUGACUUGCUUAAGGAUGAUCCACAUCUCAGUUCUGUUCCAGCUGUUGAAAGUGAAAAAGGUGAUACAACAGGAGAUUUAAAUGAUGAUGGAAAUGAAAAUGCUAAGCAUGGUGAAUAUAUUGAUGGUGAUGAAAAGAACCUGAUGAGAGAAAGAAUUGCGAAAAAGUUAAAAAAGUACACAAGUGCAAAUGUUAAAUCAGCUGGAGAGGGAGAUGGAGAGAAGAAAUCAGUCACUCGCAGGGAAGAGCUCAGAAAAGAAGCAAGGCAAUUAAAAUGGGAACUCUUAGCAGCAAAACAAAGAAGAAUAGAUAAUGCAGCAAAACAAGGAGAAAACAGAAAUGAAGAGAAAGAAGCAACUCCAGAUGGUGCUCUUGCAGAAUACAGACGAGAAAAGCAAAAGUAUGAAGCUUUGAGGAAGCAACAGACAAAGAAAGGAACUUCCCGGGAAGACCAGACUCUUGCGCUGCUGAACCAGUUUAAAUUUAAGCUCACUCAAGAAAUUGCUGAAACUCCUGAAAAUGACAUUUCCAAAACAGAAGUAGAAGAUGAUGAAGGAUGGAUGUCACACGUACUUCAGUUUGAGGAUAAAAGUAGAAAAGUGAAAGAUGCAAGCAUGCAAGACUCAGACACAUUUGAGAUCUAUGAUCCUCGGAAUCCAGUGAAUAAAAGAAGAAGGGAAUAAAGCAAAAAGCUGAUGAGAGAGAAAAAAGAAAGAAAAUAAAAUGAGAGUAAUGAUAAUCAGAACUUGCUAGAAAUGUGCCUGCAAUAAAUGGCCUUGUAACAGCCAUUGUUCCCACAGCAUCACUUAGAGGUGUGAAAAGAAGUAUUUUUGAACCUGUUGUCUGGUUUUAAAAAAGAAUUACCUUGCUUUGCAAAUUGUAAAGUGAUGUAAGCAAAUGCUUUUGGUUACUUGUACAUGCUUUUUUCCCUGAUUUACCUUUUAUAUUGCUAAAUCUAAAAUAAAAUCAUUUUC